AUGGACAUGGAGGAUAAGGGUGGUUCAGCCGGGGAGUAUUUUGUGCAAAGGAAGGUUUUAGAUGAGUUAAGCUUGGAUGAAGUUGCACAAAAAGGGACGUGGUCCACCAAACCAACCUUGGGUGAACAAAUGAAGGAGGUUAUGAGGUAAGAUUAAAGAGGGAGAACGCAGAAGAGAAAGAAUUGUAAACAAGAACACUGAGAUGAACAGUAUUACAGACCGACCCCAAGAAAGCAUAUGGAUUUGAAUGUACUUGGUCUCAUUUUAACUUUGUAUGUAUGUAGCUGUAUCUGCUCACUCAACCUUUAAAAGAGUGUCUUGUGAAUGAGUGAAUGAGUCAUGAAUGAGUUUGCGUGCGCAUGCAGAUUUUGAGAGUGGAUGUUUAACUGUUUGGCUCUCUCAGAGCAGCUCAGUCAUGCUUUAAAAAAGCUGACAGAGUUAUUUAACGACAAAGGAUGAGCAAAGUUCAUGAUUUUACAUAAGAACUUGUAAGAGUUCUCUGUAAAAUAAUGCUAGGCCAACAAAGAUAUCUCAUACACUCCUUUAUAAGUCAAUCUUACAUUGGAGUAUUCAGUUCAGUACCACGCUGUAUCUCUCAUUACAAGUAAACAGAAGCACGUUGACGUGCUGGUGUUAUCCAGUGUGUCACUAUUGUGCAAGGCCAGCUGAUAAUAACAGCAGCAGCUGUUACAAUUCACACAUCUCAUUUCAGGAUUUGUUAGUAAUUCCACAAACUGGCGAACACUUAAACAGAAAAUGUCUCUGGUGAGACACUCAGUGAAAAUAGAUGAAGAUUGCUGCUCAUCAAUAUGAAUGAUGUGUGUUUUUGGCAUGCAGGUGUUCAGCUCCCAGGCUGAAGCAUACAGUGUUGAGUUGGGUCCCUGUUCUCAGCUGGCUGCCUCACUACUCCUUCAGAGAGAAUGCCCUGGGGGACGUGAUCUCUGGCUGCAGCGUCGGCAUCAUGCAUUUACCACAGGGUAUGAAUGUGCACUGUAGAGGGAUCACCAAAUAUCCACAUGGAUCAAACAAACUAAGCAAACUUGAUGCUUGGAAUUAAUGAUCUGACAUCGAUGGGAAAUGCUCUGAAUAUCUGUCAAUUAAUAAAUGAUAUCAAUACCACUCUGACACUGAUCAGCUAAAAUGCUACCUUUUAAUCAGCUUAUAGCUUAACUUUGCAUAUGAAGUCUUACCAGUCAUAGCAAAAUGACAUGAACUUCAAUGAGAAUUCAGGAGAAGGAUGCCUUCAUUUGCAACCUCCAGUAGAGCCCGAUUCAUUGGUGUAAAGUCACAUACUGUAACAGGUUGGGUCAACAAAGUGGGGUAAAGUGAAAUUGAAAGGGACAAACAUACAGACAUUUACAAAAAUAACACUAAUUAUGAUGAUUAACAGCAGUAUAGUAAAAGAAAAGCAAUGUGCGACACUUAGUAGCACUAAUGUAAAAAUAACUCAUUUUCUUAAUUCUGUCAAUACAAAAUGUACAUGCAGUUUUAGGUCUCUAUUUGAAUCAGUGAUUUAGAUUUAAAAAAUACACCCCAUAUAUAAGCUUCAAAGAGGCCUUGGGUAUAAAACUGUAAUCAUUCUUGAACUGUAAAGUUUGACAUUUUCAUAUUGGAUCUAAGGGGAUUUGCCCUUGUUCUUGGAACCAGCCUCCAGUGGCAGGUGAAGGAACUGCAGCUUCAGCCACAAAAAGACUGAUUCAAAGAAAUCACUGCACCUGACUUUGAAAUUAUCAAAAAGUGAAGAUUUUCAAACUUGAAUUGUUGUAUUGAUUUUACAAGAUAUAGCUAAUAAUCUGAUAAACACAUGUAAGAGUAAAUUGUUUUGCUCGACAUUUACUUGACAAGGAAGAAAGUGUACUUCAUUAUCAUUUCUUUUUCUUAUCAGGCAUGGCAUAUGCUCUUUUGGCUUCAUUACGCCCUGUCUUUGGGUUGUAUACAUCCCUCUAUCCAGUGCUGAUCUACUUCAUUUUUGGUACUUCUAGACACAUCUCCAUAGGUGAGUUAAGAAUUUAAAGAUCAUAUAUAAACUCAUCUUUAUUUGUCUUUCUGUGCAUGACAUGUUUAGCAUGUGUUUUGUGUGUCCAGGUACAUUCGCAGUGAUCAGCAUCAUGAUUGGGAGUGUAACAGAGAGGCUGGCCCCAGAUGGUAACUUUGUAGCUAACAGCACCAAUGGGACAGAUAAUGUAGACAUUGAUGCACGCGACACGCAGAGAGUACAGAUAGCAUGUGCCCUCACCAUCUUGGCAGGAAUCUUUCAGGUGUGUUUCCAUUGUGAAUACAAUGACUCUGAACAAUUAUUAAAAGUCAUACUGUACUAAUUUUGGAUAACCUUUUUUUUCCCCCGAAUCGAAGAUAUUGUUGGGCGUGGUGAGGUUUGGUUUUGUGGUCACCUACCUGUCUGAGCCUCUGGUACGGGGCUAUACCACAGGAUCAGCAUGUCAUGUAUGCGUCUCCCAGCUCAAGUACCUGUUUGGAGUAAAGCCAGAUCGCUUCAGUGGUCCUCUCUCACUUAUUUACGUGAGUCUGCUAUGCUGUACAAAGUGUAUACAUGGAUUCUGACACUAAAUGACAAAAAAUAAUAAUUGGUAAGCAAGUUUUAAAUGAAUUUGGGGAAGCUCGCAGUGAUUUGAGAUAUCGCUUCAACCUCAUUUUCCCUUUUUUAGUCUAAACUUACUAGCUAACUGACUGAUGGAGGAUGUUUCAAGCAGAAGUUUAUUUCAAACAAAAAUUAAGCAGGCAGUGAAGGCAGGGAUGUGGCUGGUUGGAGCAAAAAUCUUCAAAGCUGCAGCAAUAUCAGCAAACUGGAGGUCCUGGGCAGAGAGGAAAUACAAGUGAGCCAAAAGAAUCUACAAGGUUAAAAAAAAUUCUCAAAAACUAUAGGAACUGGGUACACAGAGCUGUACCAUACAAGAUAGUAUAAUCUGGCAGUCAAGUGGAGUUCAGAUCAGACUUUUAAGACAGUUUGAUUGUCUAAGCGACCCCAGGUAUGCCUAAUCAGCUGACUAAUUGACCCCAGGUGUGCCUAAUCAGCUGACGAAGUGACCCCAGGUGUGCCUAAUCAGCUGCUGCAGCAGAGUCAGCCUCUCCCUGCCUCACACAGAAGCUUUAGAAAGAGAAAGACAGAAAGUAAGGGAAAGGGAAAGCAACUAUACAAUACAGAAUCAUCCCACUCAACUAAUUUCCCUGAAUUUAUCAUUAUUUAUUAUUUGGGGUGACACUCCAAAACAACAUGAAGCUAAUUAGCUUAGCAUAUACCGUAAAACAGCUCUUCAUGUUCAGUCUAACGGUAAAAUACCUGCUAAAUUUUUUAUCCGCCAAAGAAAAUGCAUAAAGAAGACUUCGUUGCCAUACAAAAGGUUAGGAAAGACAAUUUUCUCAAAGAUGAAAAUCCCACUGUUUGUACAAGAAAAACACUUAAGUUAUAUUGAGGUAUUGAUGUGUUAGAGACGCUGAUAUCAUUGGAUUUUUUUUUUACAUUUACACAAAACAAAACAAUUUAUUGACACCUGAAUCAAGACUUGUGCUAAGAUAAACCGCUGUUGGCUGUAUCCUCUUUUUAAAAUUACGUAAAGUGACAGAGGGCUGCAUCUUUUUGUCUUAUUCUUAUGUACUUAAAUAUUGAAUUUGAAGCUCCUGUGAAGAUUUUAUAAUGGGUUUUGAAAACGGGCUGAAACAAGUCGUAGUGUAUCCCUACAAUGUAUCAACAAUAGCACUGACAAUUUCUAUACUGUAAUUUUAAUGCCUGUAACUACUGUGAGGCGUAAGGUAGGCUGAGGAAACAGCUUCCACUGCAAUCAUCAAUGCAAUAACUUUUAGUUUUUCAAACUAACACUGCUUUCACACUGAUGGGACAAAUUCAGCAACAAUAUAAGGAUUACCACUUUAUCCACUGGGGGCCCCAUAAUCAACACAGACAGACAGUUCCUCAAAGGAGCUUUAAAUGGACUUCAGAUCAUGUUAUCUGUAUUUUCACACAUGUACUUUUACUAUUUAGCCUUCUUUUUCCAUUUAUUGUUCAGCCUGAUUUCUAACUCUGUCUCUUUUUAUGCCAUUUUCUUCUUCUUAGACUCUGGUGGAUAUUUGCCGACUGCUCCCUGAAACUAAAGUGCCAGAGCUGGUGGUCAGCCUGGUGGCGCUUGCUGUUCUCAUUGUGGUAAAAGAGGUCAAUGCCUGCUACAGACAGAAGCUGCCUCUGCCUAUCCCUAUAGAGCUCAUAGUGGUGAGUCCUUUACUUUACUGGUUCCUGUCUUUUUUCAAGUUCACAUAUACAAUUUGUUGCAGCUUUUACAAUUUUAUUUAGCAGACUCUGUUGUCCAAAGCGCUCAACAUCUCAGAGAAAGUACAACACAAGCAAAAAAUCCAGACAUGAACCACCUGUCAUAUAUGAAUGAGGUUUACUUAAUAGUCCACUAGGGGGCAUCAGACCCACAGUGAUCAUACUGGACUGAAGGACGUGACUUUGUUCUACACUUGUCAAAAGUAGGAUUGAAUGGGAAAAUAAUGAUUAACCCCCAUCUUAUUUUUCCAACAGAUUAUAGCAGCAACAAUCAUCACCCACUUCUGCGGACUUCCAGACAAAUACAGCAUUGAUGUGGUUGGAGAGAUUCCAAGUGGGUAAGUUAAUCUUUCAGUGUUUGAAAUGUUAAAGGGAAAUUCAGGACAUCUGCGAGGGCAAGACUGUGUACAAUAUCACAGCUCUGAAAUGCAUCCUGGUUUUGUGGCGCUGUUGUCUCGUAAAAGACUCUUCACAAUAAAGGGGGAACAGGGUGAAUGAGUUUCUGAAGUUCUUUUGUCACAUUAAAAGCUUCUAGGAUGGAAAAGUCCAUUAGCGAGUAGAGUUCCCCCAGAGGCAUAAAAGAGGGUUGAAUAAACCUAGAGUAGAAGAGUACAGCAAAAGUUGCUUUGUAUAUUUGUGAAAAAUUUCAAAUUUUCUGUUAAAGAUGCUGGUUUCAAGUUUAAUCUUUUUUUAAGUUUCAAAAAUCUGGUUUAAAAAUACCAAAAAAGGACAGAGAGGGAGAGAGAGAAAAGUUAGUGAAAUAGUGACAUGAAUAUAGCCUAUCAAGACUGAAUGACUUUUGUGGAAGGACUGUUUGUGCUGCACAAGGUUACGGUGAUUAAAAAAAAAAAAAAAAACUAAAAUUUUUGUCUUCUCCUGCUCCAGCCUCAAAGCUCCUCGUGCUCCAGAUGUCACAUUGUUCUCUGAGGUGAUAGGCGAUGCUUUUGCAGUGGCCAUUGUGGGCUAUGCCAUCAACAUUUCCCUGGGCAAAACAUUUGCCCUCAAACAUGGCUACAAGGUGGAUAGCAACCAGGUGAGGAAGAGACACAAACCAGAUAAGCUCAUGAGUGCAAACAUCAUGAAACUCAAAAACAGCUGAGAGUUAUACUUGGACACCCUGACUUACAGCUAAAAUGACAAAUUUUGAUCCCAGACCUAUGAUACUUAUUAAUCUUGACUUAGUGUAAGCCACGUAUGUAUUUGGGUGCUCAGUUUAGCGUCAUAAUUCCAUUUAUUGCAAUCUCAGAUUAAGUUUGCAGUCAUCGCAAUGGGACACUGGAGGAAUUUUAUGUUGUACAGAUACAAAACCCACACUAUGCAUUUCUGUAAGUCAAAGUUUUCUAGUUAUAAAGACAAUCCUUUGAUUAUUGUUUUGAUACCCAAAUUGCAAUUUUCCAUCCAAGAAAUGAGGUCUUCACACUCAGUGACGCACAGUUGUAUUAUUUAAGAAAGAGGUUCCUGUCCACAAAUUGGUUACAGCGUCAAUGUCUGGAAUGUAUCUAAUAAUAAAUACAGACAGACAGAGACUUCGAUCGUCUUAACCUCUCAGAGAGGUGGGGGAAGAUGCAUUAAAUCCAGUAAUUAGACAAGUCCAUUUCCAAACGUCUCUCAGUGCGUAGCAUCAUGUUACAAAGACAGCCAGGAUUCACCCUACAGUUAGAUGUACAGUUGCUGUGGUGCCAGUAAGCCUGAUACAAAUGCCUGAACAUUUUGACACUACAGAAAAAAAAUCAUAGAUGUGCCCUCAAAAUAGUUUCACACACAUAGACGGACCUUUAACAGUUUGUUUGUCACAUGCAUGCAAAGAGCUUUAGCAACGUUCUUUGUAAUCCCUUAUUCUUAUCUAUGGCACGCAGACUUAUUCACACACUCGCAGAAGCAUGUGACUUAGAUUAUUCUCUCUGGAGAGUGACAGGCAGGAAGCACUCACAGCCACUAAGAGCUGGUCUGCUAAAUCAUUAAUGCCCAACCAGCUUUAUGCAAUCAAGUGUGCCUUAAAUAUGCCUGGCACUGCCCUCAGUGUGGCAGGGAAGUUAAUGAACAGUUUGCUCUUUGAUUGGCCCAAAGUUAGUGACUGCACACAUACCAUACUUGGACUAAAGGAUGGACUAAUAGCUCCAAAUGCCAGCAUGAAUAUCAAAGACAAUCCAGUUCUCAGCUUGAAUGUCUGCCUCUGUGUUUCUUUUCUCUUAGGAGCUGGUUGCGUUGGGUCUCAGUAACACUGUCGGAGGCUUCUUUCAGUGUUACUCUGUGACCUCCUCCUUGUCUCGCAGCCUUGUUCAGGAGAGCACAGGGGGAAAAACACAAGUACAAACAACAGAAAUACCUCUGAUAACAUUUCUUUCAUAUGUUUAACUUGAAACCAUUUACAGCACAAUAAAUGUGUAUGUACAUUUGUCUUGUCAGGUUGCUGGAUUAAUCUCAUCCGUCAUCGUGUUAAUCACAAUUCUGAAAAUAGGUUCACUCUUUGAAGAUCUUCCUAAGGUAACCCUUACCCUCCUUUGUUGGUGUAUCAGUAAAGGCUGCAGGAACUGUUAAUACAUCUGUGUCUGUGUGUAUAUGUUCUACAGGCUGUCUUAUCUACAAUAGUGUUUGUGAAUUUGAAAGGAAUGUUCAAGCAGUUCAUGGACGUGCCCAUGCUGUGGAAGACCAAUAAGGUUGACUUGGUAAGAUUAAUUUCUCCUUUGAGACUCAGUCUGCUCUGUUAAACACCGUGUGAACCUCGAAGCUCUUUGAACCCACUGACUUUGAGUGUUGUCGCUGCCCUCUAGCUGGUGUGGCUGGUAACAUUCAUGAGCACCAUCCUUCUUAACCUGGACCUGGGUUUGGCAGUCUCCAUUGGCUUUUCCAUGCUCACUGUCAUCUUCAGAACUCAACUGUAAGCUCACACAAUUUGUUAAUAACUAUUGAUGCGUGGGCAAACAUGAAGAUAGAGUUUCAUAUUACAGAAUUUCACAUUAAAGAGUUGAAAAAGGGUAAUUCUUUGUAUAAAAAUUGAUAUAUUUCAGACCCCGCUACUCAAUCUUGGGCCGAGUGUCAGACACUGACCUCUACCUGGACACAGAAACCUACAAAGAGGUAAGAGUCUUGACCAAUCCCAAAGUACUAUACUCAUGUCAAGGCCACCAGAGAGUCUGUGAAUUUAAGUUGUGAAUAUAACACCACAGACAUCUACAUCAGGAUGAAUGUGAAACUUUGCUGAGGGCCUAAUUUUUCCAUAGAACUCUACGUUCAGCUAAAAAAAAGUGAAAUACAUAACCUCGGCUGUGUUAGGUGUAAAAUGCUACAAAGUAUGCUAACAUGGGUGUGGGUAGUAAACAAAUAACAGACAGGUAUAAAAAUACACAACUUGAUCUAACUGUGCAUGUAAACGAACUAAUGUGAGCAUGUUUGAACGCUAACAUUAGCAUGUAAGCUUAAAGCCCCCUUUCAUAAUUAUCUUGAAGAAAGUUUCCACUGACUCUGUUGUCUUUUAAAAUGCUUACACUUACAGACUGAUCAGAGACUGAAACAUACACGCUGUAAGACAUCAGGUCAAAUUUUAUGCUGAUAAAAAGAUAAAGAUGAUAUACCAACAGCUAACAUCAGCAUCCAGUCAUCUGCAAGAUUAAGUAACUGUUGACCAGGAGGUUACUUACACUCAUAUCACGGUUUGGUUGUCAUACUGGUACAAUUUAAAACAACAACAGCACCAUAAACGCACAUUUUCAGCUCAAAUAACAGCUCGGAGCAAAAACCUUUUUGUGUACAGCUUUGCUACCCUAAUGGUAGCAUAUGUAAUGCUUUCACACAAUCUUUGAGUGCUUGUCUGUUGUCAGUAGGCUGCUAACAGAAAUCGACCACUUUGUUUUUCAUCAAAGCUUGGCCAGAUUUCACAGUUGGUCGUCUGUUCAGCAGCUAAUUUAUCAAGAAAGAGUGAAAUGAUCCUUCUCAGGUUUUAUAUCUGGGGUUACAGCCACACAUUACCACAUCAUUUGAUAAGGCCAAAUGAGAAAAUGAGUUUUUUUCCUUUUUUAUUUAUUAUUUUUUUUCAAUUUGACUCUACUGACCCAUAACAAGAACACCGUGUUUGAGAAGUUCGUCUUUGGUCGUUAGUUGUAGAAGAACCCAAUUAAGUCAAACAAUACACUAGAGGGCAAAAAGUGCAAAUGAAUGCAGAACAAAGUGUGGUUUUCAGAACUGCUCUGCUUUAUGGUGUGUCCCUGCAGGCUAAAGAGAUUCCAGGACUUAAAAUCUUCCGUUCAUCCACAACCAUCUACUACACAAAUGCUGAGAUGUACUUGGAAGCCCUGCAGGAAAAGGUGUGUGUCUAUAAAAGUGGAUGUGUGUUUAUGUGCUGGCUGGCUUGUGUUUGAUUACAAGUUGUAAUCCCUGUACGCUGUCUACAGCCCCUGUAAUUGCUUUCAUUACCCCUCUCACUCAUCUCACUUUCUCUUCCCUCGUUUUAUCAUAAUGCAGAGUGGAAUUGAUAUCGGAAAGCUGCUGAUGGCGAAGAAAAAACAUGAUGCCAAGCUGAAGCGCAAACAGGAGAAAGCGAAAAAGAAAGCUAAAAAGGAAGCAAAGAGUCAAGUAUGAUAAUCUAAGUGACACAUUUAAAAGUAUACCAAAACAGAUUUAUGCUUUGUCACUCAUUUUGCUUUUCCAACUUUUUAACAGAUAAAAACAGUCAGCCAACUUUCCAAUGGCACUUUUACCUCAAGGGAGUCAGAGAUGAACAAAGAUGAAGUCUAUGAAGGACAAAGAGGACACAGUUUAGGGAAUGGUGUCGCCUUAAAUCUCAAACAGACUUCAACAUAUGGCCUGAGUCAAGGCCAAGUCAACUUGGCUUUCCAGAAUGACAUGUCAGACUCAGAUUCAGAAACAGGCUGUGUUAAAACAAUCACCACCGUAUCGCUUCAAGGAGACGAGGAGAUGGAAAAGGUCCACACAUUACGCACACACAGCAUCAUUUUGGACAUUUCUACAACUGGAUUCGUGGACACUGUCACUGUGAAGACCUUAAAAAAUGUAUGUGUGUAACAAGAAAUGUUUGCAUGUUAUAUAAGACAGGACAGGGGAAGGAGGAGGGAGUUAGGCUUAUCUUUAAAAGUAAUAAGACAAAAUAAACCAUGAGGUUGUAUCUGUUUCUCUUAGAUAUUCAGGGACUUUGGCGAGAUUGACAUAGACAUCUAUCUUGCAGGCUGCCAAGGUGAGUCAACAGACCAAACAGAGACAAGUGAAUGUCCUUAGUGCUGACUCAAGGCACUGGAGAUUUAGAUAAUGAGUACUUUAUUUAUCUCUAUCCUCUUAUCACGAAAUGUUCUCCAUCUGGUGCAUUCUUGAAGGUGCUUAUUGUCAUGUGUGCUUUUCCGUGUUGUCAUAUUUCAGCAUGCAUCAUAGAGCAGCUGGAAACGGCAGGUUUCUUCUCAGAGUCUAUCCCGAAGAGCAGGCUGUUUGUCACGGUACACGAUGCAGUGCUUCACAUUCUUCAGAGACUGGAGCAGACAGACUUUAUUCUAGUGAGUUCAUCCCCAUGAAAAUCAAUUACAUUUUUAAAGCUCUACUUAUCACUUGUCAUCUGUCUGAAAUGUUCCUUCCCCUCAGCACUUUAUCCUUCCUUCUCUUCCAGAAUGUGCCCUGCACCACUAAGAUGUGA
This is a messenger RNA of Xyrichtys novacula (pearly razorfish), 9911 nucleotides long. NCBI's taxonomy places the organism in Eukaryota, Metazoa, Chordata, Actinopteri, Labriformes, Labridae. The record is from the annotation of a GenBank genome assembly.